AUGGCUGAAAGGAACGAAAACCCACCUACAUAUGAUAAAACUGCGUUCGACACCAUUCCAACUGGAGCCGUCAAUGUUGAUGGUGUCGUGAAUCCGGCUAUGUUGCGUGCACAUUUAGCGCUCUUGGCGAAAUUCAAGGCAUUGGAACAACCGAACAAACAGAUUGAUACAAGAUAUUUGUUACGUGCGCAGGAGCGUUAUGUGUUGUGGUUAUAUUUACUCAGCGGUAAAAAUUUUGACGAGAGGACAAUGCCGAUUCCGCCCAUAGACGUUUGCUAUAUAUGGCAUUCCCAUUUGCUUUCGCCACUAAGAUACUAUGAAGAUAUGCGUCGAAUUUAUGAUCCUAAACAAACAUUUCCAGAUUUUCCACUGAAACGAUUGCAUGAUAUUUGGGAAAAAAAUGGCGGUCAUGUCGAUCCUGAAUCCGAAAGAAUUUGGGUGGAAAACACCAAACAACCAUGGAUUCUUGAUCCGACAGACAGUUCCGAUUUCAAGAUUAAUUGUCCUUGGUGUAAAAAAGAGGUGAAAAUUCCAUGGAAUAAGUAUGUGAAUGUGAUGAGAUCUACUAAGACAAAAGAAAAAUGCCCAAAAUGUCAAGCGCCAUACUCUGUCGAAACUUUAAGUGUCAAGAGAUUUAUUGACGAUAUUGAAGCUUGGAAUAAGGAUAAUACUAAAUUCAUUGGUGGCACUCUGAUCGGUUUAAAGGAUGGCUCAUAUUCAGAACAGUCUGCAGUCAAAGAUUCUAAUUUAUUAUUCUCCACUAAUAGCGUUCACAUUCGUAAACUUACAAACUUAGGAUCAACAAAUUGGAACCGAUACAACUGGAAAUAUGUUAUCAAACAAAUUGAUCUUCAGAAAAAAGGUUUGAAAAAGGAAAGACAACUUAAAAAUGCAAGAAAGAAAAUUGUUCAGAGAGUCUUACUUUCUUAUACUGGAAUUCAAUUACCAUUCUCAAUUGAGCUGAUUAGUGCCAUUCAUAGACAACGUGAAUUCACAGGAAAGAUGGUUAAUAAUAAAUGGAUUAACUGUAUAAACGUUCAAAUCAAUUCUACCGUCCGAUACCAUAAAUUCUUAUUGUUAAUGAAAGAACAAACAAAUACUAUACUCGUUCCCACUCUUGAUAUUGACCUUGGUUGGCAUACGCAUCAAAUUCAUGCUUCACUUUAUCGUGCGUUCACUCAGAAACAUUUAGGUCGACUCGUUAACCAUAAUGAUACUUUGGAUAAGGGAAAAUUGUCAGACGGGUUUGCAAGUACAGCUCAAGCUUGGUAUAAGAAGUAUAAUGAACCAUAUACGCACGUGAACCCAUCAAAAUAUCGGUUAACCACCAAAAAAAAGAUCUUGUCGGUUAUUAUACCACCUUAUGGCCUUUCAGUUCUUUAUCAAUUGAAAAAAUAUAAAAAAGAAAAUGCUACCAAAGAAAACCUACGUGAUUCCAACAUAGAAACAUCAGAUAAAAACAAUUCUCAGACCGACAAAAAAGAUGAAAAGAGAUACUCUGAAACAUGUGGAGUUGUUGGGUUCACGGGUGAAGGUGGUGAUUGCGGUGGGUGUGGAGAAUACAGUAGUUGCGAAGGAUGCAUAGUUGUGGAGGAUGCAGUAGGUUGUGGAGGAUGUGGUGGUGGUUGCGGAGGUUGCGGAGGAUGCGGAGGAUGCGGAGGAGGAUGA
Molecule: messenger RNA, 1668 nt
Organism: Funneliformis mosseae
Lineage: Eukaryota; Fungi; Glomeromycota; Glomeromycetes; Glomerales; Glomeraceae
Source: the annotation of a GenBank genome assembly